Molecule: messenger RNA, 883 nt
Organism: Scatophagus argus
Lineage: Eukaryota; Metazoa; Chordata; Actinopteri; Scatophagidae
Product: major histocompatibility complex class I-related gene protein-like
Exons: 3
Coding region: 1-570 (189 amino acids)
Biological process (GO): immune response
Cellular component (GO): external side of plasma membrane
Source: RefSeq, a predicted model, not a curated record
AUGGUGGGGGGUGUUGCCCACCAAGGGAGCCAGGAUGUUCGCCACGUGUUUGGCAAUGUGUUCCAAGAGCUCGUGGGCGCUGCAGUUGUUGAUGAUGUUCUGAUGUUUUGCUGCGACAGCAACAACAAAAUACCAGGCAAUAAACUGGACUGGUCGAAAGAAGUAUUCAAAAACAAUCCUGAGCACUUUGAGUGGUACAUCCAACAGUGUUCUGAAUUUCAGCUGAACCUCUUCAAAGUCACGAUUUACCGUUUGGCACGACGCUUCAACCACAGUGGAGGUGUCCAUGUUUUACAGAGGAUAAGUGGUUGUGAGUGGGAUGAUCAGACUGGAGAGGUUAAUGUUUUUAUGCAGUACGGAUAUGACGGAGAAGACUUUCUAUUAUUUGACCUGAAGACACUGACAUUCAUCGCUUCAAAACCACAGGCUGUCAUCACCAAACUGAGAUGGGAUGCUGAGAAAGCACGAUUAAAAACCAUUGAGAUGUACACUCAGAUGUUCCCUCAGUGGCUGAAGGUGUAUGUGGCCUAUGGCAACGGCUCUCUGCUGAGAACAGGUAGAGUCACAUGACCUGAUGUGCUUUCAUGGACACAGUAACGUUCAAAUGUCCUACUCAGACUCAAAACUUUCAUGUGGUGCCACCAUCAGGUCAAGGUUUAACCAGUACUUAAGUUUAUGUUACAGAUUAUUGGUUUUUAUACCUGCCUUGCAUUCAUGUGAGAUUCAUCUAUAAUUUAAGUUAAUUAGCUGCUAUUUUGCCUGUCAAACAUCAGCAUGAGUAUUACUGUUAAUAUCACGCAGACAUAAGCAUUUCCCUUAAAGCACAGCUGUAGCUCAGUAAAGCCUCACUGCUGCUGUCAUGGCUGUAGACUCUUAGCCUUAU